Podarcis lilfordi (Lilford's wall lizard) is the source of this 18434-nucleotide messenger RNA. Lineage: Eukaryota; Metazoa; Chordata; Lepidosauria; Squamata; Lacertidae. The record is from the annotation of a GenBank genome assembly.
GACACCCCGUCGCUCAGCGAUGGCGUCACGCGCAGAGUGUCCGCCUCGCCCUGCGCUUCCGGCGCUCUGACCCUUGUCUACGGCGGCGGCGCGUAGCUCGCCCACAGGCCGCAUCUCUAUGGUGAGCGGCGCCAGCUCCUCCUUUUAGGGUGGCGGCCAUUUUGGCCGGGUGGCAGCCGGAGCACGUUGUCUCCGAGCCCAGCUGCGAGCCCCGGAGGGGGCCCUUCGCAGCUUCCCCGUUUCCCUCCGUCCCAGACGGGAGGCCUCCCCUUCUCCCCCCCCCCUUCGCUUCUUGGUAAGUAAAAGCUGCCGGAGGGCGAUAACUUGGCGGCCACCCGCUCCUCCUCUGGGCAGGUGGGGCGGCUGGAGAUAAGGCUGGCUGGGCCGCGCGGGUUCCCGGCCGGCGUCGGAGGAACACGCGGCGCCCCGCCGGCCUUUCCAGCUGCCGAGUAGGCAGGGCAGCCUCCAGCCUCUCGGGGUUCCUUCCUCCCCCUUUAGUUCUUCCCCAUCUCCACGGGUUGUCGAGCCCCUUGGUUCUCCCCGACCCUCCAUAAUGAUUUCGGAUCUUUUUUUUCCACGUAGAGGCCUUUGUUUGGGGGCUGGGGGGUUUCCACGCUUUAGAAAGGGGAAAUGGUUUUUUGUGGAGGGCUGGUUGGCUCCAGCUAAACAGACCCUCCUUGUGAGAAAGGUUGAAACAGUGGUCGACUGUCAAAAGGUGUUAAAAUUACUCUCUUUUUUCCCCCUCUUGCAUAAGCCGCUCAGGUAAGUUUGUCAUAAGUCAAGACCCCGCAUUGUUGGCUGUAUCCUCCAUCUGUUAAUUUCAGUGUCGGUGGCCCUCCAUACAUAUAUACGUAAAGAGAGAGGGAGAGUUCCAGGCCCUUGGUUUUUAAUCUUCUGUGCCCGGCAUUUAAAGCACUGCUGUGGCAUUUUAGCAGCCCUGACUUCCCACAAAGAAUCUUGGGAGCUGUAGUUUUUUUCAGGGUGCGGAGAGUCCUUAGGAGACCCCAUAUUCCUCUGACAGAGCUAGGAAAGAGGAGUCACUUGUUAAACCACUCAGGAAAAUGUAGCUCUAUGAGCGAACAAGCAUUUUGUAACAACUUUCAGUAUCCAUAGCAAACUACGGUUCCCCUGAUUAUUUAAGGGAAGCCAUGACUGCUGAAGUUUUAUAGUACUUUAAAUGUAUGGUGCGGCAGUAGUAUUGACAUGAGUAGACUAGUGUCUCUUUUUAACAAAAUUAGUUGAGAUGGAGAAAUUGGUCUUCUACUGGUAAAUUUGACAUGUUGGAGUUUUGCUGCUGUCUAAAGUUGCUAGAAGGCUAUUUAUUACAUAAAAUCAUACAAUUGUAGGGUUGGAAGGUACCAUAAAAAUGUGCACUUUCUUUAUCCCCCCUGCAUUAAGUAAUGGCUUAGUUAAGGAUGGUCCCUCUAUGUUAGUGGUGUCCAGACUUUUUUCAAAAAGGGCCAGAUUUGGUGAAGUGAAGGGCUGUGAGGACUGACCAAAGUUGUUGAGGUUUUUUUAGGAUUUUACCCCAGGAAAUAAACUGCCACAAGGACCAGAUUAAACUGACCAGUGCGGACAUGCUUGCUCUGUGGUUUUCCAUUGUGGAUUUUAGGAUGAUUAGUUGAACUCUGUGUACAUAUAGGGAUGUAGGAGUUGCCUUUUUAAAGUUAAAAUAGGUGUGUUCGUCUGUUGUAGCCAAAGUGAGAGAGAUAAGGUACCUUAAAGGUUAACCAUUUUUAUUGCUAACAGCUGCUUAAAAAUAUUCUCACUCAUGUUUGUUCAGUCACAUCAGGCAGUUCUGAAGGACCUAGAAGUCAGAAAGCAUUGAGAAUUAUAUCAUUUCUUAUGACAACAAUUAUGGAAAGUGGUCUCCUACGAAAAAUGCUGUACCAAAAUAGAAAUCCCAACUGAGGUACAAAAACAGGAUCUCUGCACUGGGGAGAACUUGGCUUAUAGCUGAAGCUUUUCUUCCUUUUCCUGUGUCAGCAGUUCUCUUUGCCAGAAAGACCAGCUUCUUAAAUAGCUUAUUAUUAUUGCUAUAUCAAAGCUCUCACAGCAUAUUUCACUCUCUCACAGCAUAUGCUAGUCACUUCUCUCUUUCCUGGCCCUCAUGAGGAAAAACCAAUAUCUUUAAAUGAAAAGAGAGGGUGGAGAUUACAGAGGGAGAAAGUGGGCUUUAUUUGCAUUCCUACAGGGUGGAGCUUUUUGGUCUAACUACUGGCCAAGUAUAACAUCAAGUAGAAUACCAGCAAACAUGACCCCUGUUCAGAAUUAACAUAAUUUGAUGCCUGCAGCUGGGGGCUCCUGAGGGGCGUGGGCCCAAGCGAAGCCUCCGGCGCCAGAUUCCUCUCCCAGGUGCCACUUGUGGCCACCACCUACCCUCCUCUGCUUCGCCCACUGGGCUCCUGGCAGCUGCUCAUCUCAGCCUGGCCCGGGCAGCCAAGAUGCAAGUGAGCCAGCUACAGGGUUGGAGGUGGCCCUGUGGGUGGCCCACAGAAAACUCAGAACACAGUGCCGGGAAAGCAAGGCCUUCCCAUGGAUAUGACAAACUAUUAAAACUCUUGGACAAUUCCUAAUUUUCUCUCAAUGGCAAGGAUUGGUCUGGCACCAGUUUGGGGCUACUUGAUUGUUGAUUGUUAAAGAAAAUUUCAGUAUUGCAUUGGGUGUAUUUACUCUGGCUGGAAUAACAGAUUUGUUGGAUGGCUUUAUUGUACGAAACUGGGCCAACCAAAAAUCUGCUUUAGGAAGUGCCCUGGACCCUCUGGCUGAUAAAGUUGUUAUCAGUGUCCUGUACAUUAGCCUAACUUGUGCAAAUCUUAUUCCAGGUCCUCUUACAUCUAUGAUCAUUUUAAGGGACAUUGCAUUAAUUGCUGCUGUUUUUUAUGUGCAAUACGGAACUGUUCCUCCACUAAGAACACUUAGAUAUUUUAAUCCAUGUUAUGCCACUGCUCAGUUAAAGCCAACAUUUAUCAGCAAGAUGAACACAGUAGUACAGCUCAUCUUAGUGGCAGCUUCUUUAGCAGCUCCUGUUUUCAGUUAUGUGGACAGUAUCUUCAGACCUUAUGGUGCAUCACAGCUUUCACAGUGACAGCAUCUGCUUACAGUUAUUAACUGGCCGAAAAACAGUUUAGGUGCUAAACAGCAACUGAAGGAUCUCAAGUGAGUUGCUGACUUCCUAUUUGGUUUGUGUUGGGAUGGCAUUGCCUGCAUAAUAUUUGGACUAUGGAUAAAGAACACUUCUUUUGAUAGCUUUGUCUCAGUGGAAACCAUGUCUUCACAUUGAAGCUAAUCAGAAGUUAAAAUGAAGUUUUGAUCAUGUAAAUGUGCAUAAUUUUCAAUGCACUUUUUCAAUUUGUUGCAAAUAAAAUAUGUUUUACCUUAAUGCAAUUUAAAAAAAAAGAAUUACAGUAACAUAAUUGAAGUAAGUGUUUUUCUGCCACACUGAGGCAUUUGCUGUGUAGGUAGAAGGUUGGGUUGUCUGUUUUAAAGGCAAGUCUAUUAUGUAUGUAAUAUGAUGAGGAUGGCCAACUUUGUUGUAAAGUGACCAACUGUAAAGUGACCAUUCUGUUUUCCAGACUGUGGUCCAAGGUAUUCUGCUGUGCAAACAGCUUUAUUAUAGAGCCUACCUGGCAAUAAGAAUUUUCCAGUAAUAGAGAACAUGCACUGGGCUGUAGCAUUCUGUACAAAGAACACUUUAAUGUAUUUACAUGAAGGAUGUGAGAGAAGGAGAAUAAGAUAGAAUAUCUUUGUUUAUCUGAAAACAUUUAUCUGAAAGUUUAGGCAGACCUCUAAAACUCCUUAUUCCUCUCUGGCUCAGAAGUGUGCUCUUCAGUGAUAUUUCUUAUUUUUUCAUGAAAUAGUCAUUGUCCCAUUGUGAUUCUAUUCCUUAAUUUCCUUUCUCUCUGUCUUUCUAAUCUUCCAUCCUAUUUCAUUGUUGUAUUAUUCAGCCAUGUGUUAUAUUCGUGGUAUGUCCUAUUGUCAUGUCUGGUCUGUUAUGUUUUUGAUUAUGUAACUACUUCUGUAAAGAGCUUACUCAAAAAGAUCUGUAUAAGUAUUCAUAUUCUAUUGUUAUGCUGAACAUACUUAAAGACGUAUCCCCUUAUCUCGGCAGUUACUGUUCUGCAGAGUGUACUUUCAUGGUAUUACCAUUUCAAUAUCUGGUUGGGCCCAAUUUCUAAAGCAUUUUUUAAAUAAAAGAUUUCCCUAGAAAAUUGUCUAUUCUGCUCACCUAGUUAUUGUAAUACCUGAUUUUCAGGACAGUACACUUGCAGCUAAAGAUCAUGGCACUAGAAGCAUGCUAGUAUUCGAUUUACCUUAUAAUUUUGUAGCGUCCAACUCAGAGGUAGGAAGCAUAGUUGUCAGAGAUAAUGAGGCAGUUUUGCAGGAGGCAAAAGCAUGAUGUUCUUGAAGGCAGCAUGUUCCCAGUCAUCUUGCUGUUAAGUCCUUACCAGUUCAAGUGUUAAUGUAAAUUUGGUUAUACAUGAAACUGAAUUUAUCAAUCCAUGGUAGUAAAGAAGCUUGUAAUAUUGAUGGGUGGAGUUGACUUGUUUCCAUUGCUAGGAGAUAAUGCUUUUGUCAUUCAGUAUGUGCCACUAGUUUUUCACAGCAUCAAAAUGACCCACCAAUUACCACAAUGAAUUUUUAAAGUGGAGACUAAAUCAUGAAUUUAAAAAGUAAGAGACCUCUUUAUGUUUCCUUGGAUAAAAAUACUUUCCAGAAAUAAUUUGUCACUUUGCAAGAAGUAGUAAUUAGAAGUAUGUGUAUAUAUCUAUAUUGUAAUUGCUUUGAGGGUUUUUUACAGUCAAGCAGUAUGUGCAUUUUAGCGUGUGUAUGUAUAUAUACACACACAGUUCAUCAGCUCUGCAGGUUGGUUUUGAUAUAUUUUCUUGACACUUUGUUGAAUGUAAGUUGAAGUAUUGAAAUAUGGCAGGAUAGGUCCUAUCUUUGAAAUAUGCAUAAGGAAGGUAACCAGAUUUUUCUCUUUCAUUGCAUUUCUCAGUCUCUGUAGUUUUCCAUAUAAAAACUGGUAUUUCUUCCUUGUCUGUCACAACCAGCUGAAUAAAUAUUGGGAACCUGAGCAGGUUGGGAAUCCCUGACCCUCCAAAUGCUGUUGGGAGUCUUAACUCUCAUUACCGCUGACUAUUUCUCAUUCUGGCUGGGGCAGGUGUGAGUUGGAGGGCAACACAUUCCCAGUUUCUAGACGUUGCCCACAAUGAUUGCCUUUCAGAAUGAGAACCCAUGCCUAAGUUUAAUGAACAUGCUUGAUCUUGGACUGCACUUCUUAUAUCAUUAUAUAGCAUACUCCAAUCCUGUGCUUUCUCACUUUUUAUUAAUCAUUCUGUUUGUUUCCACCUAGAACUUGAAUUAUCCAAUUCCAUUGUUUUGGAAUCUCAAGUCUGUGUUAUCUACGUAAUUCUGAGUUCAUCACAAUGGCUGAUAAGCUAACAAGAAUUGCUAUUGUGAGCCAUGACAAGUGUAAGCCAAAGAAAUGCCGCCAAGAGUGCAAAAAGAGCUGUCCUGUGGUUCGAAUGGGUAAGGAACUCAAAACUCUGUGUUAAAAUUAAAACAGGCUGAAUGUUUCACUUACUGGUUUCUAGACUACAGAGUCAGAUUUUUAAGUAUCCAGCGUAUCCGCCAUCUUCAGUAGUUUUUUUUAUUUUUGAAUGUGUAUGAAAGUACAGUAUCAUAAUAAGAAUAUGGAGAAUUUGGGGCAAUCAGAACCAUGAAAACUGCAUCAUGUGGAAUUCAAUUUCAUGACUAUUUGAGGUCUAAGUCACAAAUUGAUGCUACUGCCUGGUUUCUAGAUCACAUUCCAUACUAAUGCUUUCAAUAAGACCUGCGUGUCUAACCUUUUUAAUAUUCCUUUUCACCAGGGAAGCUGUGCAUAGAAGUGACAUCACAGUGCAAAAUAGCAUGGAUUUCUGAAACAUUGUGCAUUGGUUGUGGUAUUUGCAUAAAGGUAAAGAUUAUGUCUAGUAAUAAUAAUUGAAAUCUGUUUAAAACGUAUGUCACAGUAGAGUUGUUUGGACAUGGGUGAUCUCAUCUUCUCCCCAUCCCACCUCCAUACAUUGAGAAUUUUGGGCUUGUGUGCUUCGUCACCGCACGUCCCCUGCCUCCCAGACAUUCAAAUAAACAUGGCCAGUGACGUGUUCAUGGUCUACUUUGCAUGUACCGUUGUAAACUCUGAAAACCCCACUGUGGCCUGGUUCACACAGUACAUUAAACCAUAGUUUAAAAUAAACUGGUUUAAUGAGAACAAGUGAUGUGCUGGUAAAUGUUGCUGAAAUAACAUGCUUUGCUGCUCUCACCCGCCCACUGUGCUGUUGGAAAAUAGGUUGUGGUCUCGCUUGUCUCCCCCCCCCCCCUUUUUGGGGGGUCUCCUGACAAAGUUCAAGAGGGAAACCAAGGUUUCUUCUCUGUUUGCAUCUCAUGGUUUGUAUGUAAGUCUAGGUUCAGAUGGCAAAUCAGACCAUGGCUUGUUUCCUGACAACACAGUAGGAUAGGGGCAACAUAUACAAGUGAAAAACAGUCUUAUUCCAAUUCUAUACUUGGCUUCUGUUUUGUUUAUUUGUUGAAACGUAAAGCUUAUUUUAUUUGUGUUACAGAAAUGUCCUUUUGGAGCCUUGUCCAUUGUUAACUUGCCUAGCAACCUGGAGAAAGAAACAACACACAGAUACUGUGCCAAUGCCUUCAAACUUCACAGGUAUCACUCUGCUACAAUCCCUGAAAAGUUGUUAAUAUAAAUUAUUGUCAUUAUUUGUUAAUCACCUUCCACUUUCCUUCAAGGCAAUGUGCAAAAUAAAAUAAUAACAGCAGUUAAAAAGUUAACGGGGGGAAAACCAGGAUUUGAAUUUUAAACAAUACAGAAUGGACACCCAUGGCAGAGAUUUAUUCAUCCAGCUGGUAAAGCUUGUCACACACACAAAAAAUGUAUUCAGUUGUUUCUAGAAAGUGCAGAUAUUGGGUGUCUGUCAUAUUUUGACAGGAAUGCUGUUCCACAGAAUGGGGCAGUCACACUGAAAGCUGUAGUCAAAAUCACUGGAGUAGGCUUCUGAUAUUUGGGGACUUUGAGGAGAAACUCUUCUACUGAAUGCAAGUGAACCUGGGAAUAUAAGUUAGUUUCUCAAGUGAUAUGGUCCUGAGCUGCAUAGGGCCUUACAUGUUAAUACCAAAACCUUGAGGUUUUUUGUAUAUGACUUAUGGCGAAAAGUCUUUCCUUCUGAAUUACUCUCCUUGGUAAAUGUGUCUUGUUUGCCUUUGUAAAGCAAUUAAAGGAUAGUGUAUAUAAUUUUAAAUUCCAGAGCAAAAAGAGAUCAUUUUAGAUAUCAUUAAUUGUAUUUCCUUAUUUCUGAUGAAAAUGAUGCACAUAAUGGGGUUGAGAGAGGAAAGCAUAUUGAAUUAACACCUAAAUUCUGUAUUGCUUUAGAUAAGGCUGUGUCAGUUUAUUGUUGUGUAAAAUGUUGGAUUACUUUAUGAAGGUUGCCUAUUCCACGUCCAGGAGAGGUGCUGGGGUUGGUUGGAACCAAUGGUAUUGGAAAGUCAACUGCCUUGAAAAUCUUAGCAGGAAAACAGAAGCCAAACCUUGGAAAAUAUGAUGUAUGUAUUUUAAAUAUAUGCCAAAUGUGAUUUCCUAAUAUCCUUUGAAACUGCAUUUUGUAGUUCUUGUGCAAAUGAAAACGAGUAGUGCUUGCUAGACUGGCAGCAUUACUUUGCCCCAAUAAGUAAAAUCUAUAUAGCCAUUUAACCAUUAGGAAGUUCACAAAUAUGUAUUCUAAGAGAUGUACAAACGUCUUUCACGUGAGGAUGUUAACCAUCAUUUUCCUGUUGGACCAAGAAGUUAAUGGGUGGGAAAAGGAGGCUGUUGAAAGGACGAGCAUUGUAAAGCAGCAGUGAUGACAGGUUUUGCCAUACGCAUCUUGCCACUCUAUUGCUAUUGGUCUUUUUUAUUUUAUGCAUUAUUAUGCCAUUCUGUAUUACGAACACAGAAACAUAGGGUGCUGCUUUAUACCAAGUCAGACCAUCUAACUCAAUAUUGCUUACACUAACUGGCAACAGCAGUCAAGGGUUUCAGGCAGAAGUCUUUUCCCAGCCCUAGCUUAGCUGGAGGUGCAGGGGAUUGAACUUUUGCAUGCAAUGUACCUUUUGACCUUUUGCAUGCGAUGUACAUGCUCUACUACCAAAAUACAGUUCCUAUUCCGUUCCCCCUUUCCAGCUGUGAAUUCACUUGCAUUCACAUCCCACAUAAACACUUCGUGGUUUUUGCCUUGUGUAGCUGUAUUUUGUGGAAACUUUAAACCCCAAAGCUUGAAUUGAUAUACCAUACUUUUGGCGGGGGGGGGGGAUCCUUGCGUAAUUAGGAAUAUCAUUUUUAUACUUCCAUUAAAAGUUUAAAAUCCUAGAUUUCUGUGACGGAAUGCAGUAAGCAGUAGGUUCAGACAUCUCUGUUCUGACUACUUGACCUGAUUGAUGUUAAAGUUAAGUUUUUGUACAAAGAAUUGGUUGCCUACAAGUAGAUGUCAUGACUUGCUAACUGUAUUCUAUGCAAGUUGGACGGGUUAAAUUUAGUCCUGCAUGAUUUGUUUCAAACUAGCUUCUCAAAAAUACCACCUGACAAUUUCUCUGAUGUAAAAAAGAACAGAGCUGUACGCUGCUGCUGCUACUGCUUUAUGAAACACAUGAUAGACACAUUUGUGAGUCACAUUACACGAUAGCUAAUAGUUUAGCAUGAAUGUGAAGAUUACACCUGCUUUUUUUCUCUCCUAGCAUGAGUGGGAGUAAAAAGCAUAAUCCCUAGCUUCCAGUUAAAACUGAACAGGAAUUGUGAUUUCUUUACUUCUAAACAACCCACGUUCAAGAAUAAAUCUUGGCAUCGCAUCAUGGCUUGUUUGGAGUGCAAUAAACCAUGAUCUCUGGUUCGGUCACAUAUUUUGCUUUAUUCCUUACAUUAGAGGAGUUGAAACAAAAUUUAAAAAAAUUCCUGUAUCUAGAAUUAGAGGAGUUGUGCUUUGUUCCUUAUGCUAGCGUACUAGAAAACAGGGAGCCACUUGUACAUUCAAUGUAAAGUGUUUACUACGGACUACUGGAGUGUGAUCACAGCCAGUGUUGCUCUAGGAGGCCACUGCUCCCUCAUGAGCACUUGAAAGAUUUUCUCAAAAUGCCAUUUGAAGUAUUCUUGUCCUUAGACGUGUUUCCAUACCUCUCAAGUGUUUCUUUGAAAUGCUUUUGUAUAGGAUCCUCCUGAUUGGCAAGAAAUCCUGACUUACUUUCGAGGAUCUGAGUUGCAGAACUAUUUCACCAAGAUCUUGGAAGAUGACCUCAAGGCCAUCAUUAAGCCCCAGUAUGUGGACCAGAUCCCUAAAGCUGCUAAGGUGAGUAAGCUUGUUGGCUAAGGCUGUGGUCCUAAGUUCCCUUAUCUUGGAGUAAACCUCAUUGAAUUCAGUAGGACUUAGUUCUGAGUAGACAUGGCUAGGAUUGUGCUGUAAGGUGGGAUGGGGGAAAGAAACAGGCCGGUUUUCUGUAUGGGGUAAAGGUAAAGGACCCCUGGAUGGUUAAGUCCAGUCAAAGGCGACUAUGAGGUGCGGUGCUCAUCUUGCUUCAGACUGAGGGAGCCGGUGUUUGUCCACAGACAGCUUUCCAGAUCAUGUGGCAGGUAUGACUAAAUGCUUUUGGUACACAGAGGACCAUGAUGAGUGCCAGAGCACACAGAAACACCUGCCAUUGUGGUACCUAUUUAUCUACUUGCACUGGUGUGCUUUCAAACUGCUAGGUUGGCAGAAGCUGGGACACAGCAAUGGGAGCUCACCCCGUUCUGUAUGAAAGAUAUAAGGCAGAGUUUUAGUCAAGAGCAGAUUACAAUUUUAGUACAGUAUCUCAUAUCGUGGCUUAAGUAAAGUCCUGAUUGUCAUCUUAUUGUGACAGGGAACAGUGGGCACUAUAUUGGACAGGAAAGAUGAAACUGGCACACAGACUAUUGUAUGUCAGCAGCUUGGUAAGUGAUGUUCUUAUACAAAGUUUUAAAAUAAUCUGUGUAAUUAGUCCUAAAAGCUUUCUGUUUUGUUUUUAAAAUUGAAACUUCUUUCAUAAACCUUAAACUUUUAAAUUUACAUUCAGCAUUAUAUUUUUUAACAUUUAAGAAUGUUUAUAGACUGCUUAGUGCAGAAUGGUGAUUAAUAUUAGUUACUUAUGAAAUUUUAGGCUUUCUUUGUAAAAGUAUUAUCAUGUAUCCCAGUAACAGGACUUAAGCUAAAAAUUGAUUGGAUCCAGACUAAGUUAGUCAUGCUGUAGACCCAUUGAAAUCAGUUGGACUUAGUUGUGAACAACUUCACUUUUUCCACUGGAUUGAUAGUCUGGAUCCAUCUCAAUCACAAUAAAACCAAUUAAUAAUACAGUAACCAUAAAAUAAAUGCCACAGAAUUACCAAAUGGAGGCCCAAAUUAAAAACACAAGAGGUCAUUGAAAAAGGCACGUUUUCACCUUUUUAUGAACAAUAUGGGAAUAUGAUGGAACCCUAUGGGCUAAAGGGCACAGGGAAGAGCAGUAGUCCCUCACCACUGCCUUUCCAGAGCCUACUUUCUAGGAAUGAACAAAAACAUUUAUAAAAUAUUAUGUCUCAAGGUUCAUUCCAAAAAGGUCAUCCAGAAGGAUGCUAUAGCUGAAGCCAUAGUUGCAUCCGCCAACACUUAACUUCAUUUGCAAGGGGCAUCAGUUCAUUUUGGGACUUGUACAUGUUGUGCAGUGGACACUGUUGAUGCAACCCAGGUUAAUGUGUGGAGUUACUUAUUGAGAUGAAUGGUGAAGUUCUCAUGUAGAAACUAAUAUAUUUAAUUGUAACCAGUUGACAUGUUAGCAUAUUUUGUAUGUACUCGGUUGUGAGAAAAAUAUAUUUGCAGAUUUGUCUCAUCUGAGGGAAAGAAACGUUGAAGAUCUAUCUGGAGGAGAACUUCAGAGAUUUGCCUGUGCUGUGGUUUGCAUUCAAAAAGCUGACAUGUAUGUAGCAAUUUGGCUUUUAAUAGUGACUUCAGUAACUUUGCUAAUUUUAGAAUAUUGUUUGUGACCUGAGUUGUAUGCAUAAUUUUCACUCACUUUGUCAUGCAGGCCAGGCAUUUCGAAAGUUCAAAAUUAGACCUUAAUUUUUUCACUUACCUAAUUAACUUCACGUCUUUUACUAACUAGGGUUUAUAAACUGUAUGAAAUCUAGUGUUGUGCAAGUGGAGCUGUCUUUCCUCCCUGCAGCCCAUCACAACCACCAAACUUGCUCUGAAGAAUCACUUGACACACCAGAGCAGAUCUUGAGGGUUUACAGGAGAGGAGAGAAGUCCUGUUGUAUAACAAUAUAAUAAUCAUCAUCAUUUAUUAUUUAUAUGCCACCCAUCUGGCUGGGUUACCCCAGCCACUCCGGGCAGCUUCCAACAAAUGAAAACACAAUGAGACAUUGAAUAUUAAAAGCUUCCCUAGUAAAGGGUUGCCUUCAGAUAUAUGAGUAGAAGUCUGUUCCCCUCAUGUCCACACCAUUGGAUACAACCUUGUGACGUUAAGACUGAAGACUUUCUAAGUUGGCAAGAGUCCUUAAUAGUCACAUGACCAUUUCUAUUACAAAUUAUUUUAUGCAGCGUUUUAACAAGAGAGUAUUCAAAUUUUAGCAUUCAGCAUGCUUUAAACUUGUAUUUAUAACCAGGGAUGCUGUUCAUGGGGACCAAUCUAUUCUGCAGCCAACACAGGGACUGAAAUACUUGCUGUGACUUAACAUGAGUAUUCACUUUCUAGCAAGGAAGCUCAUGUGGAGUUGUCCAUGUGUAACAUUGAAAAGACAUUUUUCACAACUUGCUGGAGGAAUUAUUUGAGUGAAACCAGACAGAUAACUGGGUCCUCUGUGCUCUCCCAGUGGGUUAUCACUGCUUUGUGUGAUACUGUGGCAGAAGAACAAGGCACCAAAUGCCAGAGCAUGGAGGAGGAGGAGGUGGGGCUAUUAAGCCUUUGAGAAAUGGGACAUGGCAACAGAAUAUUGUACCCUCACCGCUUAAAAGGAGUACUAGUAUUCAGGAUUCCAACCUGCCAUGACCUCCAGGGUAUUGGAAGCUGGGUAAAGGGUUCAAAUGGGCCAAUUCAUUCCUUUACAUAGCACACAUUUUCAUUUUUCUCUUUACUAACAUGACAUUUCAUCCCUCAAGGCUCAUUUCCCAUUCACUUGUUUUGAGCUUUUUGCUCCCUUGGGGUUUUAAAAAAGAUUUUCUGUACUUCUGCAUACCUUUAGGUGCACCUGAUGGUGCUGGCAUAUCCCUCUUGUUUCUCAACAAUCCCUUUUUUUGGCUGCAUUCUUAUUGGUUCUCAGUUCAUUAGUAGAGAGAAAUGGAAUUUAGGGAAGGAUGGGUGGUCUGUUAAAUUUGAUGAACAUAAAACCUGUUCCCCUCCCCCUUAUUUCCCCCUUUUUCCCCCCUUUUUGGGAUAGCUUCAUGUUUGAUGAGCCCUCCAGCUACCUGGAUGUUAAGCAGCGUCUGAAGGCUGCCAUUACUAUUCGAUCUCUAAUAAAUCCUGACCGGUGAGUAAUGUAAUUAUAAAUGGAGGUACUAAUACUCGAGCCUCAUAAUGCUGAUUACAUGUGAUAAUUUUCUUAUGAGAGAUAUGUAUUUGGAGGCGGGAUGUUUAGUAUCCUUACUUAUAGUUCUGAUUGCAUGUGUUUAAUAUUGGUUUACUACGUAAGUUUCCUUCAGAUCUGCAGUUAGAAGGUGAUGCAUAAUUAAAUUAGUAAUAAUACUAAUUGUUCAUAGUAUUAUCCUGCCCACUAGCGCCUGAAUUCAUAUCAGGUUUUGUGAUUUCAACCAAAACCAAUGCCAGUAUGCCUUAUCUUAAGCACUUACUUAGAGAUGCAGAGUCUCAGGAUGCUACUGUUUGUUUCUAGUUUUAAUGUAGGAACAAUAGGGGUGGACAUUGCUUGCUCCUGGAGAAUAUCCCACUUACAUCUAUUAUUUUCUGAUUUAAAUGUCUCUUUCUGUAUCUACUUUUGUAAUUUAUUGGGUAAAGUGGAGAAUAAGCUGAAACUGACAUUUUUUGACUUUCAUAUCUUAGUAAAAUAACGGCAACCAGAUUUUCAAUAUUUACAAUUUUGCUUAAAAUGCACUAUGAAAUGGUACCAUGUACGUAUGAUACCAUGUACUAGCAGAAAAAUUUCAUGUUGUCGUAUUUUUGCUUGAAUCUAAAAACAGAAGAAAAUUAAUUCAACUAUCUUUUUGUUUUUGUUUUUUUAGGUAUAUUAUUGUUGUGGAACAUGACCUGAGUGUGCUCGAUUAUUUGUCUGACUUCAUCUGCUGCUUAUAUGGUGUGCCAAGUGCUUAUGGUGUUGUCACUAUGCCUUUUAGUGUAAGAGAAGGUAACUAUAUUUUAAAUCAACUUUCUCUUCUCCCUCAGUUAUGUGUGUUCUUCCUACAAAAUAGUUAUGUGUGAUUUAAACAAUUUGACAUCUUUAGUGUGUGUGGGUUUUUUUACAAAUACUUCCUAAAUGCUCUCAGGCUUCUCAUACUUAAAAAGUAGGUCACAUUAGACAAAUAACUGAGCUGAGUUAGCUCUUGCCCUUACCAAUAUAUAGUUAUUUCAGUCUUUUUAGUUCUGUUCACUUCAUUCCUCUCCUGUUUCAUCUCAGUACCAUGAAAGUAAAAUGACAUGCAUUUCCAAGUGAAGAGCAGACCCUGAGUACCCCUAAAUAGAGCUGAGUCCUAUUUUUGGGUUGUCUGUUGUUCUCUCAUGUUGGUGAUUUAUAUUUUGAUAAUCCUAUGCCUGGUUUAGGUGCUUUUUACUAAUGAUGAUUUAUCUUCUUACAGGGAUAAACAUUUUCUUGGAUGGCUAUGUUCCAACAGAAAACCUAAGGUUCCGAGAUGCAUCUCUUGUUUUUAAGGUGGCAGAGACAGCUAACGAAGAAGAGGUCAAGAAGAUGUGUAUGUAUAAAUAUCCCGGAAUGAGAAAAAAGAUGGGGGAAUUUGAGCUGUCAAUCGUUGCUGGAGAAUUCACUGACUCUGAAAUAAUGGUGAUGCUGGGAGAAAAUGGUGAGUGUUAUUUCAACUAGAGAAUUCAUUGUGAUCUGUUUUUCAGGGGUUAGGUCCAAAGGCUGUUGGGGCACAUCCAAUGUCAUUUCAUAUUUACCCUUCUGAAUCCAAAUUGAUGCAAAUAGAGGACAUAGCAAAACUCUCCAGCAACAGUGUUUGAUUGUUUCCUGGCCUCAUCCAAAUUAAUUGCAGUAUUUUAAAACUGUUUUUAAAAAGUUUCAAAUGUCUCAAUGGAUGCUAGCAAAAGAAAUGAAUAGACUGAAAACCAUCAUUUAAAAAUGAAUGGCAAGUGGCUAGUGUCCCCCCACCCCAACUUGGAUCAAGAUGUAAGCAGCUUCUCUUAUUUUCUGCUAGUUUCACUAUUUUGUGAACUUUGAUACAGUGGUGCCUCGCAAGACGAAGUUAAUCCGUUCCACGAGAGUCUUCGUCUAGCGGUUUUUUCGUCUUACGAAGCAAGCCCAUUGACGGAUUAGCGCUAUUAGCGCUAUUAGCGGUUUAGCGGCUAUUAAAGGCUUAAAGGCUUAGGGGAUUAGCUGCUAAAAGGCUAUUAAAGGCUAUUAAAGGCUUAGCAGAUUAGAUAAAGGGGGGGGAAAGCGAAAAAAAAAUCUCAAGACUCGCAAGAUAUUUUCGUCUUGGGAAGCAAGCCCAUAGGGGAAUUCGUCCUGCGAAGCAACUUCAAAACGGAAAACCCUUUCGUCUAGCGGUUUUUCCGUCUUGCGAGGCAUUCAUCUUGCGGGGCACCACUGUACUUAGCUGCAGAAAGAUAGUUGCACUAUACAUGUAUGAAUACCUUUAUUCAACCAAGCAUGGACUCAGUUCUCUAAAGUUUUGAUUGAACACAAGGGAACAGGUGGUCUCUAUAAGUCUUGCAUGGGCCCAGAAACCGAUUUAUGACUUUGAAAGUAAAAAAUCCAUUGCAUUAGACCUGGACCUGGAAGAGAACUGAGAGCUUGUGCACCUUGUGACCAGCUGCUGUUAAAUGACAGUCAAAUCAACUGCAUUCCACACCAACUGAGCCUUCUUACCAUCCUGCAUAUUAGCCCCGUGUAGAACACAUAAUAGUAGAUUAGGAAUGCUACAUCAGUUCAUAAUAAACAUGCAAGUAAAACAACACUGAACCCGGGUUUUUUAAAAAGGGAUUUAUUAGCAUUCUGCUCUUAGUAAAAAAAUUUAGUGCGGCAGUGAUGGAAGCAUUUGUACAUCAUGGUGCACUAUAGUUAAUAUUUUACCCCGAUUACAUCCAUUAGUGCCAGAGGUGGGGUACAAACCAUGAUCUCCAGCUUAGUGAUACACCCAAACCUGGAGAUCAUGGUUUGUUUUGUUCCAGACAAACCUCAGCAUGGAUUCUGGUUUAUGGAACAAGAACCAUAAACUCCAGUUUGGAUGUAACAUUCCGCCACAGAUUGUGGUUUUCUCCCCUGUACUUGUGGAGAUGAGGGAACUGGUUACAGUUGGUACGUUCAUGAUAAAACAUGAACUACAGUUUACUGAAACAAGCAAACUGGACAUAUAUGGUGCCUUUAGAUCUCUACAAACAGUAGUGUUCCCCAAAGCUUUGCCAAUUUUAUUAAAUGCAGAUUUAUAUUUUAAAGACUAGCCAUAAACUAUGCUUUGCUAAUUUUGAUUAUAAUAUAUUUUAAUCUUACAGGAACUGGAAAAACGACGUUCAUUCGCAUGCUUGCUGGGAGACUGACACCUGAUGAUAAAAGUAAUGUUUUGUGUAUUUAUUUAACAUAUCAUUUAAAACUUUAAUUUUGUUUUUAAUUACUGUGACUACAUAUGAUGUCUCUCUUACAGGUGAAGUACCAGUUUUAAAUGUUAGUUAUAAGCCACAGAAGAUUAGUCCUAAGUCUACUGUAAGUGUUUGUUUCACAUUUUUACUUUCUAAGCAAUAGUAAUGGGAAGCAAAGUGGACUAAGCAAAGUGUGAACUUAUUUUAAUAGGGAAGUGUACGUCAGCUACUUCAUGAAAAGAUUCGAGAUGCCUAUACACACCCCCAGUUUGUGACUGAUGUAAUGAAACCUCUACAGAUUGAAAAUAUCAUUGAUCAAGAGGUAUUUAUUACCCAUGUGAUACCAUGUUUUGUAGUUGAUAGGUCCCUUCCCUUUUACACCAAGUGAAUUUUUUAAUAUUGCUUCAACCAGGUGCAAACAUUGUCUGGUGGUGAGUUGCAGCGGGUUGCUCUUGCCCUCUGUCUUGGCAAGCCAGCUGAUGUCUACUUGAUUGAUGAACCUUCUGCAUACCUAGACUCAGAACAACGUCUGAUGGCGGCUAGAGUUGUCAAACGGUAAGCUGGUUAGUGGAUAGGGAAAGAGGGGUGCAUGUCUGCAAAGGUUUCAUUUGAUAUUUGAAGGUAGUUUAACUUAAAAAAAUAAUUUUUAAAAUUGCAUUGAUUUUCCCUUCCAUUUCAGUUUCAUUCUCCAUGCUAAAAAAACUGCCUUUGUGGUAGAGCACGACUUCAUCAUGGCUACCUACCUUGCAGAUCGUGUCAUUGUCUUUGAUGGCAUUCCAUCCAGGUGCACAGUGGCAAACAGGUAAUGUACUGCGGGGGGGGGGGGAUAUUGUAGUGCAGUUUUGAUGCUUAUGUCCCUCUGGCAACAGGAUCCACUUCUGCAUUUGGAUCCUUCUACAGUAGUACCUCAGGUUAAGAACUUAAUUCGUUCCGGAGGUCCGUCCUUAACCUGAGACACCACUUUAACUAAUGGGGCCUCCCGCUGCCACUUCACCGCCGCCGCGCAAUUUCUGUUCUCAUCCUGAAGCAAAGAUCUUAACCUGAGGUACUAUUUCUGGGUUAGCAGAGUCUGUAACCUGAAGCAUCUGUAACCCGAGGUACCACGGUACUCUGGGAAGGAGCCAAACUAUUUGUUCAAUCCCUGUGGUAUUUGUGUUGGCUUCAUGUUGAUGUGAUAUUAUUGCAUGGAAUUGUUGUGAAGCAAUCAGAGUAAGGGCAGUACUUUCUGGCACUGGAGUCUUGUAGGUUUUUUAAAAAUUGGCAACUCCCAGCAGCAGGAAGCCCAAUCAACGCCCAUGGUAAGGUCUCCACAUACUUUACCUCAUUCGUGUCUCUCCCAUCUUCACAACCUGUGAAUAGUAUAGCAAAAGGGGUGACAUUAUAGCCUGAUACUAGUGCAAAUACAGAACUUAGAUUAGAAAUGUGUUUACUGGGUGAACGAGCAUAUCAGUUUAUGCCAUUUAUCCCCCCGUUUAUGUGGGAAUGAUAAAAUUGUAGGGUUGGGACUUAGUCAUCUGGUCCAGUCCCCUGCAAUUCAAGAAUCUCAACACGUGGCCCCCCCAUCCAAUUUGAAACUAUAAAGGACCCUUGUUAGCUUUGCAAAUGUACUAGCAGUUUUAUUGCUGCACCACUAGGGAACCAAUAUUGCAAAGGUGGAAAGGGAGUAAAGCUAAUAAGGGAUGUGAUUUAAGAGGCCAAGAUGAUUUCCUAGUGCAUUGUGCUUCUAGCAAAAGUAAAUAAAAAGAGGACCCUUUAACAGAAGUCCAGGAAAAAGAGGUUGCACUCUUGCCUCUCCAGACUAUGCAGGUUUACAAGACCGUUAAAAGCACCAUUGAGAAAGUAAUAUACACCUGCUUUCUUCACAGUCCUCAAACUCUUUUGGCUGGCAUGAAUAAGUUCUUGUCUCAGCUUGAGAUUACUUUCAGAAGAGAUCCAAACAAUUACAGACCAAGAAUAAACAAACUCAAUUCAAUCAAGGUAAGAAUUCAAAGCUUUCUUCAAAUCUGUCAUACAAGAAAAAAAUGUAUGCUGGAUGAGGAAGCAGGGGCAAGGUUUCUAAUGGUUUUUUUCUUCUUCUAACAGGAUGUGGAACAGAAGAAAAGUGGGAACUACUUUUUCUUGGAUGAUUAAAUGAAAAAUUGAUCAUCAGUUUAUAAAAAUGAAAACUUUGUUAUAUGAAAUGCAAUCAGGUUUUAAAAUAUUUCUCAUUCCAGAGGUUAAAAUAGAAUGUUACUGUCAUGUAACAUCUCCUGCCCAGUAGCAGUGUCAGAGCACCUCUUCUUGUGCCUGCCAAGGCCAUCUUUUGAUGUAAUAUUUCAAAGCAGAGACAGCUGAAGUGACCAUACCAAGAUACUAUGUACUUUUUUCCACAAUGGGGAUAUUUUGGUUCAAACCUAACUUAUUAAUGUACCAAACGCUGACAUGUUUCCAAUUUUAAGUCUUUGAGCUGUUUUCUGUACAAGAUGGUUUACAAAAAGUCAUGAUAUAGAAAUUGCUUAUUUUAAAAGAUUGACUCUCUGUAAAUGAGGGUUUCAUAAAUAAAUGUCAUCUAAAUCUACAGUUGUUUGAAUGUCAGUGAUCAGAUUGUAAACAUGCAGAGUCCUUUACAAGCAAGAUCACUCGUUUCUCCCUUGAGGUUCUGUGACUAAUGCAUUAAACUAAUUCCAGUA